CUGCCUCUUAUUCAAAUGUGGGUCAGGGGUGAGGAUUUCUCACGUCACACGAGCUCGCAAGGCAAGAUGGCGUUUGGAAAGCUGUGAGAUGUGAAAACAGGAUGGCUGUUUGAAGAGCUUCUGUCGAUGCAUCAAGGUUUUUAGGUGAAGAAAAAGAAGUUGGAAAUGGAAUUGCCAAAUCAUGCCAAACAAUUGCUGCUGCAGCUGAACCAACAAAGAGCCAAAGGUUAUCUGUGUGAUGUGAUCAUAGUUGUAGAAAAUGCCCUUUUUCGGGCACACAAGAACAUCCUGGCCGCCAGCAGUAUUUAUUUCAAAUCCCUUAUUCUUCAUGACAACUUGAUUAACCUCGACACGGACAUGGUCAACCCGUCGGUUUUCCGGCAGGUUCUAGACUUCAUUUACACUGGAAAGCUUUUGUCCUCUGAUCAGUUCAGUGACCACAAUUUCAAUGCCCUUCUCACAGCAGCAAGCUACCUCCAACUUCAUGACCUGGCUGCUCUCUGCAGAAAGGAGCUUAAGCGCAAUGGAAGAUCCCUUCUUAAUAAACCCACAACUCCUACCAAUGGAAGAACUUCUAGGAACCAAAGGUUGUCCUCUACUCCUGUAACUCUAAACCAAAUGUCUGGGUUAAAGGACAAUGAGAAGACAAAGGAGCACAAGGAGCUACUCAAAGAUGAGUUGUCUGAGGAUGAGAUUUUUGUGAGAAACUCUGCAAAUUCGCUCAGUCCCUCUACGAGUAAAAAUGGAAGCAAUGGUAACAGCAGUUGUGGCAUGCAGGAACUUGGCCUGGACCUUUCCAAGAAAAGCCCCUCAGGGAGCACAGCCACCGAAGAAGUAAGUCCCAGCAGUAUCCCACAAGAAUCACCUCAGUCUGCCUCAGAAUCCACAGCCAACAGUGCCUCAUUCGAUGAGAACACCAACACACAGAACCUCACUGGUGGAGAACCCAUGGAGCUUGGUGGAGGAGAACGUGAAGAGAGCCAACCACUUCCGGACAGGGACCAGCAGAAAAGUUCCCGUCAGGUUGCACGGCAGAGGCGGAAACCCAAGAGUGAAGGCAAAAAAGGUGAAGACCCGGAUCGAGGGCCUUUACUCAAUGGAGUUGCCAAAAGAUUAAAUGUGGCUGGUGAAAGACUCCCUGGUGGAAAUGGCAACUCCGAGAUGUCCUUCCAGUGCAAAGAUGAGGAAGAUGGUUUAGAAAAUGGGCAAGAGCACAGUGAAGAGAGUGGACAAAGUGGGAGCGAAGGUGGGCGGAAUAGUGCCAAUUACGUCUAUCGCCAGGAAGGUUUCGAGCCUGCCCUCGGUGACAACCUUUACGUUUGUAUACCCUGUGGUAAGGGGUUCCCAAGCUCUGAGGAGCUCAAUUCCCAUGUGGAGACCCAUACAGAGGAAGAGCUGUACAUCAAAGAGGAGGAUGAUGACUCCUAUCCAAAGGAAGAUGAAAUAGAAGCGGAAGACUUGUCUUCGCAAAUAACACAUGUCCACGGCACCGAGUCGCGUCGCUUCAGCUGCUCUGUCUGCAACAAGAGCUACAAAGAUCCUGCCACUCUCCGUCAACACGAGAAGACCCACUGGCUCACCCGUCCCUUCCCCUGCAAUAUCUGCGGCAAGAUGUUCACCCAGCGUGGCACUAUGACGCGCCACAUGCGCAGCCAUCUGGGGCUGAAGCCCUUCGCCUGCGAUGAGUGUGGCAUGCGCUUUACCCGGCAAUACCGGCUCACAGAGCACAUGCGGGUCCACUCAGGUGAGAAGCCGUACGAAUGUCAGCUAUGUGGGGGCAAGUUUACCCAGCAGCGUAACCUCAUUAGCCACCUACGAAUGCAUACCUCCCCAUCAUAAGCCAAAGACACCUUGAAAAGGAGACCCUCAGCAAAAAGAGACCACGCACACCUCUUCCUUUGAAGUACACUGUAAGGAACAGAUAACCCAAAGCUGGAUUCUCAUCUGUUGUUAACUAGACUAGAGGAGCCAUUCAAACAAGGAGCCCCAACAAUGGAUUAAAAGAUCAAAACAAUCGGUAUGAUUUGAUAGGCUUUUUAUUUUUGUUUUAAUUUAGCUGUGAAUGUAAAACUGGGAUACUGAUGCUAUUGUAUGAUUCCAUGGGAUGUUUUGACCACUGUCAACCACAGCAAUCUAUGCGUUGCUUUUAUAAGUCUCAAGUCUAUGUGGUCUGUCAUGAUUGUCUUACCAUUCUUGGUUGUUUAAAGAAUAUCGCUCAUGGCCUGAGCAGAGAGUUCUGGUGGUAUAUAUUAUGUAGAACUCUCAACAAG
Messenger RNA from Xyrauchen texanus (razorback sucker), 2270 nucleotides. It is a transcript of the gene hic2, whose product is annotated as hypermethylated in cancer 2. Lineage: Eukaryota; Metazoa; Chordata; Actinopteri; Cypriniformes; Catostomidae. Bases 166 to 1839 code for a protein of 557 amino acids. Gene Ontology annotation, cellular component: nucleus. The record is from RefSeq and is a predicted model, not a curated record. Gene Ontology annotation, molecular function: RNA polymerase II cis-regulatory region sequence-specific DNA binding; DNA-binding transcription factor activity, RNA polymerase II-specific; protein binding. Gene Ontology annotation, biological process: regulation of transcription by RNA polymerase II. The transcript has 2 exons.